UCAAUAAAAAAAGCAAUCAAUGAUCAAUUUAAUUUUAUUAAUCUUUUAUUUUUAUAAAUAUGAAUAAUAAGUGUUAUAGUAAAGCAAAAGCACCGCGAGAGAUCUUGAACGUAAAACCAUCCAGAUAUGAAGGAUCUGAAGUUAUUCGCAGUAACAAGAAGUACUGGAGCAAUGUUUUUAACGCAUUAUCAGAAACUAAUAAAGAACCAAUGCAAGAAAAUGACAUCAACUGUUUAUCGGAAAUUCUACCGAACGAGCUAUGUAAUAAAGUUUGUAAUAUAUUGCAUAUAAAUUUAAAAACAAAACAAUUAAAAGAAACAGGAAAUAUCGAAGAGCAUAAAACUCGUAGAAUAGUAAAAGAAUCGCUGUUAUCAUGCAGGAAAACUAUAACUAUAAAUAGAGAGUUGGACUCUGAUACUGACGUCGAAUUUAUCUCAAGUGAUGAAGAAGACCAAAAGCGGAAUAUUCAUAGAGAUUUUUUAAGGAAACCAAUUAGAGAGCAAAUCACGUGGGCUACGCACUAUCUUGAACCAGAAAAAGAAGAUGAAAAGAGCUUAGUAAAAAAAGCUGACGAUCUCACUGACAGAAUAACACAAAACUUUUGUGAUUAUAUGAAACAACUAGGCGGUGAUCAGCAAUCACAACUUUUUACACCAAAAGCUAUAAAGGAACUCUUUCAGGUUGAAUUUGACACCCACGUGGCUCGCAGUCUUCAAGUUGUACCGAAAGAAUUGCCCACAGUUGAAGAACGAAUCGCGAAUGUCACUGAAAAUCCAGAGAAAUCGAAGUUCGCUGCUCUCGGACGUGAGAUAUCAAAAGACAUAAAGGCGGAACGUCGGGCUGAUCAUCUACGAGCCUUUAAUCGCAGUCUUCCAAAUAAGAAGCAAUGGCGUGCUCCUCGUAACGAAACAAAAGAUAUGUGGCGAUCAGCUCGCCAUGUACCGAAAGACCUCGUUACUUUGAAAGCAGUUUGGGAAGGCAUUACCAACCUUAGAAGUGUCAAAGAAUACUGUCGUUGGAUGAUAGAACAUCCCGAGUAUCGUAGAGCUCCUUACCUGAGAAGCCUCGGUAUGUUCGAUUCUGUGGUUCUUGACGCGAGGUUGACCUUCGAACUGCAACAGCAAAAUAUGUCACCGCCCCUAACGUCUCCUACAGACAUCCCUGCGCCCAUCGACCAUAUUCGCAAGCGGUUGUCGGAACUAGCUGACGCUAACGUUGAUGGAUAGCUGAAACAAUUAUUCAAUUCUUUCAAGUAUAUAAAAUAUAAUUUUAAAAUGACUAAUAUUAAAACGAUGUUUCAUUUCAUUUUUAUAGAUAUUUUUGCCAAAUAUAUGUUGAUGUAAAAUAUAUAAUAACAGCAAUUAUUUGAGAAUUUAUACAGAUUUUUAUAUUCCGAAUGUCAGAAAUAUAAA
Molecule: messenger RNA, 1412 nt
Organism: Nymphalis io (European peacock)
Lineage: Eukaryota; Metazoa; Arthropoda; Insecta; Lepidoptera; Nymphalidae
Exons: 8
Coding region: 60-1226 (388 amino acids)
Source: RefSeq, a predicted model, not a curated record